Orbicella faveolata is the source of this 4974-nucleotide messenger RNA. RefSeq names its product calsyntenin-1-like. Gene Ontology annotation, biological process: positive regulation of synapse assembly; positive regulation of synaptic transmission; homophilic cell-cell adhesion. NCBI's taxonomy places the organism in Eukaryota, Metazoa, Cnidaria, Anthozoa, Scleractinia, Merulinidae. Gene Ontology annotation, cellular component: cell surface; postsynaptic membrane. The record is from RefSeq and is a predicted model, not a curated record. Gene Ontology annotation, molecular function: calcium ion binding.
UUCUUUGGCGUGAGCCGAGAAAGGAAGACGAUAGCUGAGUAUUGGAUUACAUUUUGACGACGAGAUUUUAUUGCGACCUUUCUUCUCCGAUUUCAAGUUGUGGGCUGCCGAAAAUGCUGCUGCUGUCGUCUCGAACGAUUGUCGCAACUUUUCUAAGUGUUUUGGUCGCUUUUUGUUCGGGUCUGGAGUUUAAGGAAAGAGGGUUUGAUUUUGUGCAAGACGAGUAUGCCCGUGCCAUUACAGAGUAUCAUGCUGUUAAUAAGACUGUAAUGCACAUCAGAGCUGUUGGUUGCGAAGGGCCUGUCAAGUACACCAUCAACGAACCAGACACUCCAUUCGAGGUUGAUGAGAAUGGACGUAUUUGGCUCGUUAAGCCAUUAAACUAUAAUAAAGCAAAAUCCUACAUCCUCAACGUGAAAGCUGUUGCCGGAGGUGGUAAAUGCAUCGCCCAUGCAAAGGUCGACUUUGAAAUUCUGAACAUGAACAAGCAUGCACCGAGAUUUGAGUUUGAGAAGUACAGCUGUGAUAUUAUUGAGAACACACGUGAUCUCCGGAUUAAUCCACCAAUGAGGGUUCUAGACGAUGACUCAGGAGAAGCAGGCAAGGUGAAGAAUGUAACCGUUGUCGAGUCUGGUCUGCCAUUUGUCUUCACAGUUGAUGAAAAGGGGAAUGUCCAGGGAAGAGCAACGAAAGACAUGGAUGCUGAAGAUAUUACCGAUUACUUCUUUGACAUCAUUGCUUGGGACAGUGGAAAGCCCCCCAAGUCAUCUUUUCCCAUCAGCUUAGAAUGUGAAGUUGAUGAUGUGAAUGAGUUUACACCACAUUUUACAAAAGACACCUAUGAGGCAACGAUAAGCCGUGGUAGAACAUAUACCAAUAUCACACAGGUUUUUGCUGAAGAUGAAGACAUUGGUAUUGUCAGUGGUCGUGUUUGCAAGUACACCAUUGAAGGUUACAAUCUACCAUUCAAGAUCAAUGAUGCAGGUGUGAUCAGCCUUGACGAACCCUUGGGACGUGAUGCCUAUGACGUGUAUGAAUUCCAAGUGGAUGCGAUCGAUUGUGGUGGAUUGAUGUCAACAAAAAGUGCCGUAGUAUCAAUCUCUAUUCACACCCUGUGCCAUGAAGAAUUUACUGGACCUGUUAAACAUGGGCUGACAAUGCAGCAGUGUACAGGGAAAGUCUACGUCACUCCUGAUAUUGCACUGAAUGAAUGUGCGAAAAAGCAAGAAAAGGCAAACUUGUCUGCCAUAGUUCACUUGGUGACUAAUGCUGGCAUGGGCUGUGACAGGGAUACUUACGAAGCAUCUGAUGCAUUCACGCUCUGUGGGCCAAAUGGCUUUGUUGAUCUGCUGCCCCAACCAGGAGUCGGCAGAGAAUGGACAGAGGGGCUCAAAAAGAAUAGUAAAGAAGAGAAUGCCUUUUUGUUCGAUGGGAAAAAAUCAUAUGUAAACAUCCCUGAGAAUGUAUUGCCAGAAGACAUUGGUGAUAAGUUUACCAUCAGCACCUGGAUCAAGACAGGGGUGUCAAAGGGUCGUCAAACCAUCCUGGCUGGUACUGACAAGGAACGUCUUGAUCGCGUACAUUUCUCUCUGUCCAUUUCUGGAACCAAGCUGCUGUUUGUGCAUCGACCUGAGGCCAACCAUGCUAGCCGCGACCUCUACUGCAAGACAGAUUUCCAAUAUAAACCCGCCAUUUUUGAUUCUGAGUGGCACCAUAUCUUAGUGAUCGCUGAUGGGUGUAAUGCCAAGCUGUACAUCGAUGGAAAGCAUCACACACCAGUUGUCACUGAAUCUGACUGGACCCUGCACAAGUCAAAGUUGAAAAUCAAGUUGACUGUUGGUGCCCGUUAUCUGGCCAAGGAGAAGAUUUAUACUGAAAAUUUCUCUGGAUUCUUGUCUGGAUUAGCGGUCAGGCCAAACAACACUGUUGAUGAACAGGUCAUAAAUUGUUUGAUUGGAUGCAAGGAACAUGUGAAUGUGGAUGGCCCACUACCCCCAAAUUUCUCCGCAGAAUCCAUUGAUUUUGGAACCGUGAAAAUCACUGGAGUUGGAACACCAAAAGAUAUUGUCAAGGCCCUGCAAAGUAUUGUCUAUGUUAACGAGAGGAUGAUGCCAACACCAGGAAAACGUUCUGUGAUGAUCUUGUCCAUGUUCAACCAGAUGCCACUAGCAACUGUCACUGUCGAUAUCAACGUCGCAGGAAACACCAGGCCAGUGUUAGUCAUCCAAGGUUUGGAUGCAGACAUUGGUCUUAACUGGGAGAAGAGAAAGAUCCUCAAAGAAAAGGGUUUGCGCAUCUUCGAUUCAGUUGAAAUUGAAUAUGAAGGCUGUAAGAAGGGUGACAAUACACCAGUUGACAAAGUACGCUUGUUAGAUCAGGCAGUGGUCAGAGUCAACCCGGCGUUCAAGAAAGGAGAGAGCUUUAACUUUCCGCAGGGCAUCAAGGGCUUGAAGGAAAAAGGCUUGAGUGUUAGUUUCAACAAUGAGGAGUUGGUCAUCCGAGGAAUUGCCCACUUCUCAGAAUAUGAAGAUGUUCUUCAGCAGAUGGUGUAUGUGAGCCUGGUUCCAAAAGAUAUCCUACAUCUUGAAAUCUCUGUCUCUGUGUCCACAAUGAAUGGCAAGUGUAAAAGUGAUGAGGAACGACGUGAUAUCAACACCAUUCAUACCAACAGAGGAUUAGAUGAGUAUGGAAUCAAGGCUGCUGAGAGCAGUCAGAAAGAAGAACUAAUGCCAGGGAUGGUUUCCAUGGAGAAUGUUAUGGGAAGCACGUCGUCAGGAGGAUUCUCCAGCGGCGUCAUGGCAUUGAUAAUUAUUUGCAGUGUGUCCAUCUUUAUCUUCCUUGUGGUGAUCGGCAUCUUCAAGUACAGACAGAGGCCUCAGACUGUAAAGGUUGUUCCUCCUGGAGACGACAAAGAAGAAAUGUACUGGGAUGAUACCGGUCUGAGUGGUGUGCGUAUUACACUUAAUCCCAUGCAAAAGUUCCAGGAACUUGACCUGAAUGAAGACGGCAAUAACACUGACAAGUCUGACACAGAAGAUGAAGAAGGCAAAGCGACCAAGGGUCUGCUGGAGUGGGAUAAUUCUGAUAUCUAGACUGCUGGGUCCAUGCCAGUUCAAACUAACUUGUUUUAUUUUGAUCAACAUACUGCUAACCAAAUGUUUCACACCACUUUGGGUUUAAGGAUGUUUUGUUGUCAACUGGUGGUAAUGCAGUGAGCAAGUGUGUUAAAUUUACAAAAUGUGCCAACGUUUUCCAAAGACUGAACUCCACUUUGUUUUUGUCAUAAAUCAAGUUCUAAAAUACCCGAUAGUCACUGGAGUCUUUACUUCAAAGGUAUUUGUGGGCCCAAGAAGCAUGGCUAAACUGAAACAUUUGACUUGUUGAGGUUUAUUGCUUAGAGUUGUCACUUCUGGUGUCUGAUGAUUCAAGUGAACCGUUCGUAAUAUAGGGGCGUCUGUGCUCAAUGUUGAUUUGGUACUUAAAGUAAUAAUGGCAUUACUGCUCAAAACCCCAUUAGUAAUAAGUUUUUAAAUUAAACCAGAGUUGAACCAGUUUAUCAUUGUUCACUAUUUUGACACAGACAAGUUUUUUUAUGUCGUUUCUAUUAUGCACUGAUUUGUUGUUGGUUUUCUGGCUGGGAUAUUGAAAGCUGAUUGUUCCGAAGUUAGUUCAAGUUCUUUUUUUCCUCCACAGCACGUUGUCUUGUGUUUCUUUUUGUAGAAUUUGUAAUAUUGUUUUAGCAUCAACAUAUUUAUACACAGUAAGUGUGUACAUUAAGAUAAUCUUCUCAUGAAGGUUGGUAAGAUUCUCUGUGAUUUUGUAAUUGUAGCAAUGCAAUAACCGUAACGAAAAAUUGAAGCAGAUCAUUUGGAAAAAAGCGGUAUGCAGGCAGUGUUCAGUGUGAAUAAAUAAUUUCCAUCAAAUUAUACUGUAAUCUUAUGUAAGCUGACUUUCUUGGGACCAGCAUGAAUGUCUACUUAUUAACAUGUUAAAUGUUGGUGAGUGGCCAGGACGAGGACUGAGUGAGUGUUUGGGAGAGUUGCCUAUGCGAGAGGGUCUUGUGGUUUAACUGUGAGAGGAAACAGUGAUUUGUAGGGUAUAACUGGAAAUGUAAUCUUGUUCAUCUAGUAUUUGAACAAAUAUCACAUAAGCUACUGUAACUUAUUUAAUACAGUACCAUUACGUUUCUUCUUUAAAAACCUCAUUCCAAACUGGUUUUGAUAGCACUUAAUGUUAGGAAAAGCAUUAAUAGGAAAACUGUUAGUGGGAAAGGUUGCGAUAGUUUAGAAAAUUAAGUUUAUAGUUGUUUUAAUUUUUUUCCUUGCAGUGUGGGAGUAGGGAAGGGGGGAGGCUUCACUUGCCUUUAUUACUAAAUGUUGAUUUAUGGAGUUAUUUUUGUGACCAAUUUUUGAUGUAAUGAUUUUGAUUAUAUCAAGGAGUACAAAUUUGUUGUGAAGCCAUAUUAACAAAAGGAAAGGAAAAUACUUGUUUCACUGAUGAGGGUUAAUUUCAUAUGAGUCUGGGAAGUUUGUUUUGUCUCUCAAUUUGCACUUUUUUUUUUUUGUUUGUUUGCUUGUUUGUUUAAACGACUUAACUGUAUCAUCAAUGCUAAAAAUGUAUAUAGGAAUUAGUAAUAAUUGUAGUUUGCGCUUUGUGAUUUACUUGCCUCGUGGAUGGAAGUUUACACCAAACUUCCUUUGAUUUCUACUAAAGGAAAGGCAAUUCAAAGUUGAAUCGUGCCAGUAAAUUGUAUGAGUGUAUGUUACCUCUGACUGGCUGAGACGUUUUGGAAAACCAUCAAAAAGAUACCAAAGGUUAACAUCAACAAACGUUAUUGAAUAGCAACGAUGCUGAAAAUCACAAAGCAAAGUCUUGCUGUAAUAGUAGUAAUAAUAAUCAUAAUCAAUAAGGCUGUAGCAUCCGUUGUUAGGGAACUUACUUACUAUAUAUUAAAUUGCCAGUAUUACACAUCAA